Molecule: messenger RNA, 3679 nt
Organism: Spathaspora passalidarum NRRL Y-27907
Lineage: Eukaryota; Fungi; Ascomycota; Pichiomycetes; Serinales; Debaryomycetaceae
Gene: YPS7
Product: putative aspartic endopeptidase
Exons: 1
Coding region: 166-2139 (657 amino acids)
Biological process (GO): proteolysis
Molecular function (GO): aspartic-type endopeptidase activity
Source: RefSeq, a predicted model, not a curated record
AGAUCAUUUACCUUCCUUCAAAAAGGUGUAAACAUUUCCUAAUAAAAAUCACAGUUUCCUUUGUUACAUCUUUUUAUGGCAUAUUUUUAAUUAACUCACAACGUUCGUCUAAAACAUAUAAUAUAUUAGACAUACAUAAAAAAAAAAGGCAACACACUUAGCAAGAUGCGAUCAAUAUAUACAUUCGUUACGUUACUAGGGGUGGCGUUUUCCCUUGAUGACAUAUUAAUCAAGGACGACACCCCCUCAUCAUCAGUGAAAGCAAUAACAACCAAAUCUCCUAGUUCAGAUACAAAUGAUGAUGUAUUACGAGUAACGUUGGACCGACAAACCACCACUGCCACCCCAGUCAUUACCCGAUCUCCAAGCAGAACCACAUCUAUACCGGCAAACUUGACUCAGGAAGGAUCGGGAGAGAAUUCAUUAUUUAAAUUAAUGUUGACCAUGCCCACUGAUGACAACUAUUACAAUGUUAGAAUGAACCUUGGCAAUGAGAACGACCAAUUAGUGGAAUUAAGAGUAGACAUAGCCCAACCGGAGAUGUGGGUGAUGAAUGCCGACGAGUUCUUAGAUUGUAGUUAUCUAAGUGAAUGGUGGAGUUCAGAAGAACCUAAUUUAUCUACAAACACUGCAUCCGAACCAGGGUCAUUAACUACCUUGAAAGAAUAUACCGCCACCAACUGUGGUAAGAAUGGAUUAUACACACCAUCACCUUUACUGGACCAGCCUACACCUACCGGAUCUUCCAAUAUACAGAAUGGAGACGCAUUUGUUCUUCCUUAUAUGAACCUCAUAGAUGCCAGCGGUGUAUGGAAUACUGAUAAUGUCCUGUUUAAUUUAACCACUGGAGACCUGGUCAAGUUGACCGAUGUUACCUUUGUCAAUGUGAAUGACACUAAUAUGUAUUCUGGUGGAUUAGGAUUGGCUGGAAGUACCAGAGGAACCGGAUUCUUGAAUACAUUAGUAGAUAUGGGAAUUAUCAACUCUCCAGGUUACUCCCUUUGGUUUGAUCAGAAUCGAACCUGGCAAGGAUCUCUUGGACAAUUGAUUCCAGGGGCAGUAAGUACCAAGUAUUUCACGGGUAAACUUAUUUCCUAUAACAUGUUGAAACAACUGGGUACUAGAUUUCCUUCGCAAGACGCAGCUGCUAAUGAAGACUUGGUAAGUCUUAAUUUACCAAUUGUUUUAGUUUCUGAUGUCCAGGUUGAAAAUGACGAUACUGGUAAAAAGCUAUCUAUUCAAUCCACACCCGGUGGUUUCCCAGUAUUGUUGGAUACUCGAUUAUAUUAUUCAUAUUUGCCCUUGGACGUCAUUGUGAACUUGGCUGUUCAAACCAAUGCAUAUUAUAGUAAUGAUGUUGACCGUUGGAUCGUGGAGUGUGACGUUAUUAGAAAUUCAAGUGCAUCGAUGAAUUUCCUCUUUGGAGAUUUAACUGUCAAGGUCCCCUUGAGUGAAUUUAUCACCGAUGCAGAAGACGACGGUCGAUUAUUAUACUUUGAUGGCGGACAAGCCGCAUGUUUCCUUGCCCUUUCGCCAACUUCAAACACCGGGUACAACUCCCUUGGUUUACCAUUCCUCCGUCAUAUUUACUUGGCCGUGGACAAUGAAGGCCAAACAUUGGCUAUGGCCAACACUAAUCCGUUUUUAAACAUUGAUCGAAAUGCCAUGGUUCAAAAUGUCACUGAGGGGAACGAUAGUGUGUUUUCCCAAGCUGAGAAGGAUAGUGCAAAUACUUCGUCGUCAAGAAAGAGCGACAACAGUAACGAAUCCAUUGGCAUGAUUAAAUCAGGAUCCAUUCCAUUUGCAAGUCCUAUGAGCAAUCAAAAGACCGAUGUAGUUUUGCUGUUUACCCUGGUCGAUACUUCAUCAGGCCACCCAGCCAAUCUCGAUAUCCCAGCCAGAUUGAGUGGUGCUGUUGUGAUCAAUGGUUCAAUUUAUGUUACCCGUACUGGAGGACAAAUAAUCACAACAUUAAUUCCAGGAAGAGCCACUGCUGCUUCGGAAGAAGCUUCUACUUCCAAAAGUAAUGUGGGAAGAAUAGAGACUCCAUUUGUGAUUGUUGCGGGAGAAAGGCUUUUACAUGAUAUUUAUUUGGUUAUUGGGAUGGGACUUGCCGUUAUUUGGAUGAUUUCAUUGUAGAGAUUAAUAGACACAUGCGUUUAUUAAUGGUUAUAUAAAGUUAUACUAGGUUAUAGUAGUAAUAAAACAUAAUAAUUUCUAUCACUUGGAACUAAAGAUGCAUUGUUUGAAAUGUUCUCUAUUACAUCUUUUGCAUUUCGACUCUUUCUUCCUUAAGUGCAGUGUAUCCUUGAGGCUUGGUUUUGGCAAUGUAACGGUAGUAGUUGUACCACAUAACAUCACAGAAAGUCAACACUAAACCAACGCAGUUAAGAGAGGAUAACCUGUCACCGAAAACAGCAGCACUGACGGCAAUGGUUAACAAUUCCUUGAAACUACCAGCCACAGAAAGAGUGAUCAAAUGGGCAACCUUCAACAACAUGAAUUCACAAGACAUCAUCAAGAAUGCAAAAACACCAGGAAUAAUCAAUAACCCAAUAGUGGUGAAAACACCCUUGAUUUCCCAAAUUGGAGCCGAGGUGAAGUUACCCCAACCUUCAACGUAACAUCCCAACAAGAACAAGGCAAGAAACAUACAUGGAGAGACGUAGAAGAUAGUGGCAAUGGAGUUUGGAGUGUAUGGGUUCUUCUUUAACAAGAUUUGGGUGAAUGACCAACGAAGACCGGAUAACAUAGCAGCGGAAAUGGCCAAUGUGAUACCCAAGGUGGAGUAAACACCUCCCUUGGUGGAAGUGUCAAUGUUGUCAGGCUUAGCGGUCAUCAAGGUGACUGAGACAGUCAUAACCAAGACAAUGACAAUCAAUCUCCAGUUGAACUUUUCCAAUCUGAAUAAAAGGCCAAAUAAAAGCACAAACAUCAAAGACGAGGAUUUCAAGAUGGUGUAUAAACUCAAGGAAAGAAGAGAAACAGCAACGUUGGAAAGACCGAUAUCACCGGCAGAUGUAAGAGCACAUGGGACCAUUUGACGAACGUAAACUCUAAAGUCGAUAUGAACACUUUGGUAAAACAGGGCUUUUCUUAUGGUAGCAUCGUCGACAUGGGAAUGUUGAGGUAAUGCAUGGUUUGCACCAAUUCUAGGACGCAUCUCGGGGACAAAGUACAAAGUCAAGGUACUGAGCACGGCAAGACACAACUGAUGGAACGAAGUGAUAAAAAGGGGGAAUCUAAACCCAAGACCAGGACCAAACAUCCACUUGUUGUAAAUGUUGAUGGAGAGGGAAAAGGUAUACCAACCAGCGAUAUAAAACAAAGCAGCUUUCCCAUUGUGGCCAGCGGUGGAGGCAUGCAACGGUUCAGGGUCGGAGUUCUUUCUGGAAUGGGAGGACUUGGACAUUUCACGAAUGGAGUCUAAUUCAAGAUUGGGAGGAGCCAUAGCGUAUAAUUUAAUUUGUUCGCGUUUUAUUUGUAUAGAUUAUCCAGGGAGGGCGGGAGGCUGUUAAAAUGACAAUGAGCGGAGUUUGUUGCGGCUUACUAAAUUAGUUGGUAGUGAGCAAAAACGUGGGGGUAGAAUCUGGUUGAUAGCUGUCAAUAUAUGUACAGAAUAUAUUGCCAAGCACGUCAAUCAAAAGUUAAAAAACUGUUUAUCUUCUGUAAACAAGAU